This is a messenger RNA of Mauremys reevesii (Reeves's turtle), 2942 nucleotides long. RefSeq names its product transmembrane protein 117 (gene TMEM117). The record is from RefSeq and is a predicted model, not a curated record. Lineage: Eukaryota; Metazoa; Chordata; Testudines; Geoemydidae. Bases 191 to 1792 code for a protein of 533 amino acids. The transcript is spliced from 9 exons. Gene Ontology annotation, biological process: intrinsic apoptotic signaling pathway in response to endoplasmic reticulum stress.
CCUGUGCGGUCGGCGCAGCAGCAGCAGCAGCAGCAGCUGGAGAAGGACGCGGGCCAGCCAUCGGCGGGUAUUUAUAGCACCGUGACAGCGGCGCCCUGGCAGAGCCGGAGCCGGGUUCACGUAGGAGUUUCCCGUUAGAGCCAAAGGUGGCUGCCGAGCUCGGCAGACAACUGUCCUGAAGUAUUUGAGAAUGGGUAAAGGCUUCCGCUACUACUUCCAGCACCCCUGGUCUCGCCUCACUGUGGCUUACCUGGUGAUCUUCUUUAACUUCUUAAUAUUUGCUGAGGAUCCAGUAUCUCACAGUCAGACAGAAGCCAAUGUUAUUGUUGUUGGCAACUGUUUUUCGUUUGUAACAAAUAAAUACCCUGGAGGAGGAGGCUGGAGGUUUCUGAAGGUGCUUCUAUGGCUACUUGCCAUUCUCACGGGACUGAUAGCUGGGAAAUUCCUGUUCCAUCAGCGUUUGUUUGGUCAGUUACUCCGGCUAAAGAUGUUUCGAGAGGAUCAUGGAUCUUGGAUGACAAUGUUCUUCAGCACCAUUCUCUUCCUUUUCAUUUUUUCUCACAUUUACAACCUGUGCCUCCUUAUGGCAGGGAAUAUGAGGGCAUACAUCAUAACAGACUUUAUGGGCAUCAGGAAUGAAAGUUUUAUGAAGGUUGCUGCAGUGGGGACUUGGAUGGGAGACUUUGUCACAGCUUGGAUGAGGCAAGAAGGUCAAAACUUAAGACAGGCAAAGGAAGACAGUCAAGUCUUGCUAUUCUCCAAGGUCACUGAUAUGAUGCUUCAGGACAAGACCUACCCUGACUGGGGGAAGUCUGCCAGAGCUUUCUGGAAGAAAGGAAAUGUUAGGAUCAUUUUAUUCUGGACUGUUCUAUUUACUUUGACCUCUGUGGUUGUGCUUGUCAUCACUACUGACUGGAUCAGCUGGGACAAGUUGAAUCGUGGAUUUCUGCCAAGUGAUGAGGUCUCAAGAGCCUUCCUGGCUUCUUUCAUCUUAGUGUUUGACCUUCUUAUUAUCAUGCAGGAUUGGGAGUUUCCACAUUUCAUGGGUGAUGUUGACGUAAAUCUUCCUGGCUUGCCAUAUGCACAUCUGCAGUUCAAACUACCUUACUUCCAAAAUAUCUUCAAGGAAGAAUAUCACAUACAUAUAACAGGUAAAUGGUUUAACUAUGGAAUUAUCUUUCUGGUUUUAAUCCUGGAUCUAAAUAUGUGGAAGAAUCAAAUAUUUUACAAACCUCAUGAAUAUGGUCAGUAUAUUGGUCCUGGACAGAAGAUCUACACAGUGGAGGACUCAGAAAGCUUAAAGGACCUUAACAGAACCAAGUUAUCCUGGGAUUGGAGAUCAAAUAACACAAACCCUCUGACUAACAGGACUUACGCUGAGGGAGACAUGUUCUUGCAUAGCAGAUAUACAGGGAUUAGCCUUGAUGUCAAAUGCCUGGCCUUCAUUCCAUGUUUGCUGGCUUUUGCUUUGUUUGGGUUCUUCAUCUGGUUCUUUGGGCGAUUUCAGAAAACUGAGCAAGGCACGGAGAAUCUGGACAAAUCAUACACAAGAAUGAAAAGGAAGUCGCCAUCAGACAUGGGAAUGACACGAGAAAAUACACAGGUUUUAGUGGAGAAAACUUUAAGUUUUCAAGAUCCACAUUUAGUAUCCAUAAAAUCAGACUUAAGUGAAAUUGUCUUUAAUUCUUCCCUUCUAACUUCUGAAAACUUGAGCUUACAGUUGAAUGAACAAGACAGCCCAUUACAACCAAUGACAGCGGAUUCUGCCCCUAAGAGUGAUCCCAUGACCUAGAGCAAAUGACCCAGAAAACAAAGAUUUAAAUAACCAAUUAUUGUGAGAGUUCAGUUUUUGUAAGUUAAGGUUUACAUCAUGUUUAGCACAAGAAAUAUAACCUGUACCACAAAGGUGCUCAACACGCUUUUUUUAGGAAUUUUGUUUUCUAUUUGUAUUAUAAUAUAUGUGCCUACUCUAUAGCUAACAUUCCUUUAUAGAUUGCGUCUCAGAAUCGCACAAACUAUUUAUUAAUUCAUUGAUGUUCCUGUAUAAUAGUGAAUUAGAUGAAAAUUCUAACCGUGGUGGUGCCUUGAAACAUUAAACUGAUUUUUAACUCAACACAGAAAGAUAUAAAGACCAAUUCUUCUAACCUAUUUUGCAAGGGUUUUUUUACAUGCAAUUAUUUAGAAUGCCAUUUGAUUUCUUACCAAUAGAUGUAGAGAUUUCUGAAGAACGAUUCCUGAUAAGAUGUCACACUAACGGUUGACUUUGUUAUUUACUCAGCUGUAGAGUCAGUGACUUUGAUAACUGGACUGCAGAGAAGCAUUUUGAUUACCUUUUAAUUUUUGCUGGCUGGCUGCCAAACACAAAUACAGCUUCAUAACAGAGUAACAGUAGAGCAUGGGUCACUACUUGUGAAAAUAGGACUUUCUCUAUCAGUAAUUGCAAUUACAUGAUAAUGCCAAUUAUGUUUUUCAUAAUUAAAGAUAAACUGCUGCUUCAGUAAAACUCCUGCCCUUCACCUUUCAGAAACAAAGGUUAAAAUGCAUAGUUAGAGCAACAUUGACAUAUCCCAUCAUCAACACAAACCUGUGCAAUGCCAAAGAACCAGUGUAGUGAUUACAGGAAAGAACCCAGAGCCCAUAGCCUUCAGUGUUUGUACAACUUUGUGUAACUAUGGUUUGGGAUACAUUAUGCUGGGAAAUGUACAACACAACUGACAGCUUUAACUUCUUCAAAGACUGAAGCAAUGGUGUGGGGGCUGGGGAGUGACUGCAUGGAAUAGAUUAGCAAGUGAUUUGUCCUGAAUCUUUUUUGCCCCUUUCAAGAAUUAAACACUGUCCAUUAAUAAAUAAUAGAACCCAGCAGCAAAAACAUGGAGGAAUUGUUUUUGCAGCCUUUUUAAAGGCUACUCGGAAUAUGAAUUCCUCAGCUGUCUGUUCAAACA